This is a messenger RNA of Ceratosolen solmsi marchali, 723 nucleotides long. Its product is annotated as translational activator of cytochrome c oxidase 1. NCBI's taxonomy places the organism in Eukaryota, Metazoa, Arthropoda, Insecta, Hymenoptera, Agaonidae. Gene Ontology annotation, cellular component: mitochondrion. The transcript is spliced from 3 exons. The record is from RefSeq and is a predicted model, not a curated record. The coding region runs from base 33 to 650 and encodes 205 amino acids.
AUGUUCAAUUUAUUUUAAGGUUAUAUUAAAAAAUGUUUUUUUUAAUGGAAUUUAAAUUUACUUAUCGAAACGUUAUUACGUACAUGGUUAAAAUGAAGAAUCAAAAAGAAAUCAAGAGAUUUGCUGGCCAUAGUAAAUGGGCUAAUAUCAAAAGAACAAAAAUGCAAACAGAUCUUAAAAAGUCACAACUUAUACAAAUGACGUUAAAAAAAAUUAAAUAUGCCGUAGAUAUAAACAAGAAUACUGAUCCCGAUAAAAAUAUAAUGCUGGCAAGAGCAAUUGCAGAAGCAAAAAGAAAUUCUAUACCUGCAGCAACUAUUACAAAUGCUCUUAAGAACUUGACAAUUUCAUUGAAUCAAAAUUCUGUUACUUAUAUAAGUAGAGGACCACUAAAUAUUUUAAUUAUACUUCAGUUAUUAUCAAACCAAGCAGAAUGCCGAUUAAAAAUUAAUGGUCAACUUAAAAAAUUAGGAUUUUCAUCUUGUGAAAUACCAAAGGCUGGAUUAUUGAAUGAAGAAGGAGUUAUUUUAACAGAACAAUUAUAUAGUUACCAGGAAGAAGAGAAAAUUAUAGAAGAUGCAAUAGAUGUUGGUGCUGCAGAUGCAAAAAUCAUUAAAAAAAACAAUGAAGAAUUUUGUCAGGUUACAUAAAAAAUAUUAUUCAUGCAGCUACUUCGACAUUUUAGAUGUAAUUGCAAUAUGUAUUUUAUUACAGUUUACAUGC